This is a messenger RNA of Phytophthora infestans T30-4, 282 nucleotides long. RefSeq lists its product as uncharacterized. Lineage: Eukaryota; Oomycota; Peronosporomycetes; Peronosporales; Peronosporaceae. The record is from RefSeq and is a predicted model, not a curated record. The transcript has a single exon. The coding region runs from base 1 to 282 and encodes 93 amino acids.
AUGAGCUGUGUACACGCCAAUGGUGGGGCUCCAACCGAAGCGGAGGAUCUACCGGCUGGAGUGGCCCUUGUCGGAGACCAGGAACCAGUUCCCGGAACGAACACGGAACAGUUCUUCGGAGGUCGCGGUCGAUUCUUUCGUCAUCGCUUCCGGUUCCCGUUUGGCGGAGGUUUCCGCUACGGAUGGCGCUACCCUCUUGGCUGGUGGAACACGUUCGGACGUCCCAUCUACGGCCCCGGCUGUCUGUUUGGCCGUCCUGUCGGCGGCUUCUUCUACUGUUAA